This is a messenger RNA of Trichobilharzia szidati, 2460 nucleotides long. The record is from the annotation of a GenBank genome assembly. Lineage: Eukaryota; Metazoa; Platyhelminthes; Trematoda; Strigeidida; Schistosomatidae.
CGGGAAAUUCCCACUUGACGUUACUUUAGAUGGAGGCCUUAAGACUUUCGGAGUCUGAAAUUAAUUUUUACUUUAAUGCUUUUGAUGAUUGUGAUGUUGACAAAAGUGGGAAACUGCCAUGUAAAUGUGUCAAGGCAUUUCUAUCGCGUUCCGGACUCCCAAGUAUCGUGAUUAAUGAUAUUAUGCAACUGUCAGAUCCUUCUGCUUCAGAAUUAUGGGGAAGAGUCAGUUUUUUUACGGCCUUGAAGUUCAUUGCACUAGCUCAAUGUGGUUUUCCGGUUUCCAGGACUGAGCUAAUGAGAAACAGUAUUAUCAGUCACUAUUAAUUAAUUCUGAAUUUUCAGGGGAAAACCUUCCUUUACCUGUAUUCAAUGAAAGCCUGAUGCCUCCUGCGGAGAAUGAAAUUGGUGAUGGUAACCAUGCUUGUGGUUUAACUAUUUCCGAAAACAGUAGUCUUGGAUCACAUAAACAAUAUAGCGAUUUCAUUUGUCAUGGUGGAUUUGCCGAGAAUCAGGCAAGCGUACCCCGUGACGAUGCGACUAUUAAUGAGACGGAUUUUAGUCAUUUUGCUUGGCCAAAAUGCUAUGGUGAAGAAGAAGGACUUCUAACUGAUGAAUCCACUAAGCAACCUGAUAAUUUCGCUUCUUUUGAUAACGAUAAAAAAUAUUUUCAAAAUUCUGACUGGUAUACUCUAGAUGGUUCAAUACGUAAAAGUGCUGACUGCUCUUCAUCAUCUAGAUCUUCUAGCACUAUUACAUCUCAAGAUUCUAACUUAUCCAAUCGUCUUGCGAAUCCUGUGAGCUUUUCAGCCGAUGGUAAUGAAGAAACGGAGAAGUUGCAUGACGCUGAUGUUUGGGGUUAUCAAGAUUUAUCCGACUGUCAUUCUUCUGAUCCACUGAAGAAAAUCAAACACAGAAUAGGAUCUACUUACCACUCUUCACAGACUAGUGGUUUUCGUUAUUCAAUUCCCAAGGAUAAUGAUCAUUUAUCAAUGAAUAAUUUACAAAUAAAUGAAGUCCAUAGUUGGAAGUUGUCACACAGUCGUAGUUCUUCAUUUCCACUGUCUCAGUAUAAUGGCAGUUAUUACAAUCGCGGUGAAAAACGCAAAGAACGGCGUCGUAAAUGGUUGGAAUCGUUUGCUUUGCAGUCGAAACGAGAAGCUGAAUAUGCAUCGCAGUUUGAUGAAUUGUUUAUAUCUAAAGAUACUGCUACUGGUAAACAGCAGUUAAUGGUAUCACAUGCGGAAGUAACUCAGUUGUUUACAGCUCAGUAUAAAAUCUCACCAGCUGAUUUCGAUCAAAUAUGGUUUAUUGCUGAUAUAAACAGGGACAAUUAUUUAGACAAGUAUGAAUUUUGUUUAGCUAGUCAUCUAGCACAUUUAUUCGGUCGUCGUGAUUUGUCAUUGGAAGACGCUGUUAUAGCAUGUAAACCAUAUAUUCGUAAGAUUAAUAAAAGAUUAGCACAAUCUCAAGUGUACGGUGAUCAUACUGACUAUUUUGACGAUGAACACUUAUGCACUACUGGUUUACUGACUAAUAAUAAAAAACAAUAUUCCAUACUUGAUCACUUUAGUCAGAAAAACCUAAGCAUUUCUGAGUGCUUUUCUCAUUCGGCUAAUAUGGAUUCUAAAUGUGAUGCUUCUGAGACAGAAUCUACAAACUCUUUUUAUAAUUCAUUCGAAAAUUUGUCACAUGUUCCUCCUACAAGAGGCUGUGAAAGUUCAGGUAGAUCUCCCUCUUCUGCUGAUACUGUUGGCAGUGGAUCCGCCUCAUCGUCUUCUUCAUCUUCUGCUUCGCUUUCAUCAUAUUCAUCUUCACAUUCAUCUACUUCGGAGACCGAUUCUAGUCGAUUUGCUCAGAAUACUGCGGAUUCAGUGCAUAUGUCUAGUGAAAAAACCAGCACACAUAAUUCGUAUACUGAUCCUAUUCGCUUGUUAGCAUCCAUCACUGGUCGUCGAACAACAUUCCUAUCUGAAUUACCCAGUAGUCAUCGACGUCGUCUCUUAUCUUCACUUAUCCGUGAAGCCAAAUCUGUGAACCAUACCUUACUUCGCCUGAACAAUGAAAUGCAGUGUGAGCUUGCUGAAUUGAAUGAUCAGCGAGUUAAUUUAAGUGCACAACUUCAGCACUUAGGACUUCAACCAGUACUUUAAGAAAAUGCUUUUCUUUACAAACUCUUAAAUAUAAAUAUAAUUUUUAUUAAAAGCUUAAGGCUACAAGAACUUUCAUAGAUUGAGUACAUCCGUGUUUUUACAAAAUUUAAGUUUGCAUUGCGAACGACUUUUCUUUGAUAUUUCUGAUUUUUGUCGUCUCUGUUGGAAAAAAUAUGUGAUACAUGUAUUAUCUGAUUUGCUCUUUUCGGACUUCAUACAAUUUUCCCCCUUGAUGAACGUCAAUAAAACAAGAAAGACAAAGUGAGCGAGAUAACAUAAUGUUUGAUUUUGUCGAGUUUCUUCUCAAC